AUGCAAGAAGUCACCACCAACCAAAACUUCCUGGCACCCCUCAGUCUAGAUAUCAAGCCUGAGAUCUGGAAGGUGCAAAAACUGAAGAAGGAGCAGAUCAAGACCCUCAACAACAAAUGUACCUCCUUUGUUGACAGCAGAUAUGAGGAGGAAAUCAGCUCAUGUCUGGCUGCAGAGGAUGGGUCUGUGGUGCUGAAGGAUAUUCUUCCUUGGAUCCCUUCUCAGGUCCAUGUUAAUACCAGCCUGCUGAGGCCAGUACAUGUACAAAUUGACCCUGAGUUCCAGAGAGCACGGUCGGAUGAGAAAGAGCAGAUUAAGACUCUCAACAACAAAUUUGCAUCCUUCAUUGAUAAGGUUCAGUGCCUUGAGCGACAGAACCAGGCUCUAAUGACCAAAUGGGAACUUCUGCAGCAACAAUGUACCCAGCCAGAGGAAAGCAGAAGUAUCGCCUCUUUAUUCCGGUCUUACAUCAGCAACCUGCAGAGGCAGUUAGAAACUCUCCAGAACCAAAAGGAGCAGCUGGAUCCAGAAGCAUACAAUAUGCUUCGGCUUGUUGAAGAUUAUAAGAAGAGAUUCGAGGAUGAAAUCAACAAGCACAUGUGUAAAGAGGAGGAGUUUGUGGAGCUCAAAAAGGAACUGGACAGUACCUACAUGGGAAAAACAGAGUUUGAUGUGCGGGUGGAAAUACUGAAGCAGGAGCUUGAGUUUCUCAGAUGCUUACAUGAGGCAGAGUUGUCUCAGCUGCAAACAGUAGUUGGCAACAUUGAUGUCAUUCUGUCCACGGACAACCACAGAGAACUGAACAUGGAUGGCAUCAUUGAAGAAAUCAGACGGGAGUAUGACGGAAUUGCUCGGAGGAGCAAAGCUGAAGUGGAUGCCAUGUAUCAGGGCAGGUACCAGGACCUUCAGAACAUGUGGGUAAAUCACCGUGAGCAGCUGAGAAACACUUAUCAGGAAAUCCAGGAACUGACCAGGCACAUCCAAAGACUACGGCCAGAAAUUGAAAUUGUAAGGAAAAAGAAUACCAGCCUCCAAGAAGCAAUUAAGGAUGCUGACCAGCGUGGGAAUUCUGCCAUCAAAGAUGGCCAGGAAAAGCUUCAGGACUUGGAGCAUGCCUUGCAGCAGGCCAAAGAUGAGCUAGCUCGCCUUCUUCAUGACUACCAGGAGCUCCUGAAUGUGAAAUUGGCCCUGGAUGUUGAAAUUGCCAUGUGCAGGUCACUACUUGAGGAGGAGGAGACAAGGAUACAGCAAGGCUCACCAACAAGAAUCUCGGUAGCAGCAGCUCUGGAAGGAGGGGGUCAUCCUCUGGAGGUGGAGGAGGAAGCUCAAGUGGUGGUGGUUCUGGCUUUGGAGGAGGAGGAGGCUACGGGUCUGAGAGUGGAGGCUAUGGGUCUGUUGGAGGAGGAAGCUCUGGUGGUGGGGGCUCCAGCUCUGGCAGUGGAGGAUCCACCUCUGGAGGGGGAGGCUAUGGGUCUGUUGGAGGAGGAAGCUCUGGAGGAGGAGGAGGGGGAUAUGGGUCUGGAAGUGGCAGGUGCAGUCCUCACAGUGGGGGUCUGA
This is a messenger RNA of Struthio camelus australis, 1557 nucleotides long. Its product is annotated as keratin, type II cytoskeletal 1-like. Lineage: Eukaryota; Metazoa; Chordata; Aves; Struthioniformes; Struthionidae. Gene Ontology annotation, molecular function: structural constituent of skin epidermis. The record is from RefSeq and is a predicted model, not a curated record. Gene Ontology annotation, cellular component: keratin filament. Gene Ontology annotation, biological process: intermediate filament organization; keratinization.